This is a messenger RNA of Stegastes partitus (bicolor damselfish), 5657 nucleotides long. RefSeq names its product zinc finger and BTB domain containing 5 (gene zbtb5). The record is from RefSeq and is a predicted model, not a curated record. Gene Ontology annotation, biological process: regulation of transcription by RNA polymerase II. NCBI's taxonomy places the organism in Eukaryota, Metazoa, Chordata, Actinopteri, Pomacentridae. Gene Ontology annotation, molecular function: DNA-binding transcription factor activity, RNA polymerase II-specific; protein binding; RNA polymerase II cis-regulatory region sequence-specific DNA binding. The transcript has 4 exons. The coding region runs from base 31 to 2283 and encodes 750 amino acids.
GCAGCUCCUCACCUCGGCGGGGUCAGGGACAUGGAAGUGAAGCACAGCGCCACCCUGGCCAUGGAUUUCCCGGGCCACUUCGAGCAGAUCUUUCAACAGCUUAACUAUCAGCGUGUUCACGGCCAGCUGUGUGAUUGUGUCAUUGUAGUGGGCAGCCGACACUUUAAGGCCCACCGCUCAGUGCUAGCAGCCUGCAGCACCCACUUCAGAGCCCUGUUCACUGUUGCAGAGGGAGAUGCCAGCAUGAACAUGAUCCAGCUGGACAGCGAGGUGGUGACAGCGGAAGCUUUCGCUGCUCUGGUGGACAUGAUGUACACGUCAACACUAAUGCUGGGGGAGAGCAAUGUCAUGGAUAUCCUUCUCGCAGCCUCACAUCUGCACCUCAACAAUGUAGUCAAGGCCUGCAAACACUACUUGACCACGCGCACGCUACCUAUGUCCCCCUCAUCUGACAGACCCACCCAUCACCACCCUCAGCAGGAGCAGCAAAGGCACAGGCAGCAGCAAGUAGCAGAUUUAGCAGUGAAUCCGACUCUCGCAGCUAAUGCUAACCUUGCAGCAAAUGCUGCCACAUCAAAGUUGCAGCGCUCCUUCUUGCUGCAGCAGCUGGGGCUUAGCUUGGUGAGUUCUGCUUUGGGUGGGAUGGAGGAGGACGGCGUGGGGAAUGUAGUCGGCAGCAGAGCGGUCGAACAGAGAGCCUCUUUUCCAAUCCGGCGUUUCCACAAACGGAAGCCCUCUCUUGCCCUGGGGCUUUCAGAGGAGCGGCCCAGACAGAGACAGCGCCCCUCUGCCCCUAACCUGGGGUUGUUAGGAGAGGAAGGGGUGAAUGCAGAGCGAGAGGAGGGAGCACUUCUGUCCCCGGACUCCCACAAGAUGGGAGAUGAAUCCAAAUUAGAUGCUGCAAUCACUGGGUUAGUAGCGGUGUCUCAAGAUGAUCCUCAGAUGCCCAGUCAGUCAGACAGUGGACGCUGUGAGGGGGACAAUUUAGGGAGAAUGCAGGGAGGGGUGAGCAAGGAAGAAGACAUGGAUGAGCAGGAUCACCAGGACAACAGAGCAGGGGUGAAGAUAAAAUCUGGAACAGAAGAGGAGGAGGCCGAAGAGGAGGAACAGAAGGUGGUGGUUAAACGAGAGCCCCUUAGUUCGCCUGAGCCAGCUGAUGAAGUCAGCGAUGUAACAUCUCAAGCAGAAGGCAGUGACCCGGCUGAGCCUGGGUGCCAGGAGGAGGAGGAGAAGGUGGAGCUGAGCCCAGAGAGCAGCGACCGCAGCUUCACCUCUGAACCCCAGCCCAGCUCCGACUCUCUGCUCCAGCCCAACUCCCAGCUCCUCAUCAAGAGCGGCAUGGGAGGAGGCAAUGGAGUUGGAGGAGGCUUCGCAUGUAACAGCGCACUGGGUGGCAAACCAGGUUUCAGUAUUUCCAGCUUUCUCAGCCCCAAGGAUUUUGCAAGUGGCACGUCGGGGCUGGUUACAGGAGAGGAUGACCUUCCUAAUACAACAACUGGGGAUGCUGUAGCACAUCACUUUCUGCUGAGACAGGAAGCUGCUGGGCCAUCUGGAUCUGCUUCUUCUGCUCUUCUGCAGUCAGGUCCACUUAGCGGUGAGAGUAGAAACAGCUUUGGAGAUAACCUGCAGGCUGAUUCUCUGUUCCUUCGCCCCCUGCAUGAUAGUUUGGGAAACCCCAGAGGAAGUGGGGGAAGUGCAAGUGGAGGACGUGGAGGGGUAGAUCCCUUUGGUUUGGACUUCCAGCGCUCUAGUCUGGGGCUUCACUCUUUGGGGCGACCUUCAAGAGGAGCUGGAGGAGCAGCUACUACAGCUCUGGGUUAUCCAGGUUACAGGCGUAUUGCUCCAAAAAUGGCCACUGGCAUGGGAGGAGAAGAAGGAGUAGGUGGGGUUCUUCAGGAUGCUGCCUCUUCUUCUUCAAGUCUGACGAGUCCCCUGCUUCUAAACGAGAGUGGAGGGUAUGAGAUGAACAGUGGCAGGCCCACCUCUCUACCUCCUCAGCUCACCCGAGCUUCAGCAGAUGUUCUUUCUAAGUGCAAAAAGGCUCUCUCGGAGCACAAUGUCUUGGUGGUUGAAGGAGCACGAAAAUAUGCCUGCAAAAUCUGCUGCAAAACCUUCCUCACCCUGACUGACUGCAAGAAACACAUCCGCGUCCACACAGGAGAGAAACCCUACGCAUGUCUCAAGUGUGGGAAACGCUUCAGUCAGUCCUCACAUCUAUACAAGCAUUCCAAGACCACCUGUCUGCGCUGGCAGAACAGCAACAUGUCCAAUGCCCUGCUGUAGGGCAGAUGUGGCUAGUGUGGGGCGAUAAGACGAAUACACUGAUAAUCAGUGAUGGGCUGAGGUUAAAGCCUCCCAAAAUGCUGAAGAGUUUCUGAAGCUCAGACAGAACAGUCGGACCUGAUCAUCUGCUCUGUCCAAGCCAACCAGUCCUGAUCAUAGACCAAAGAUAGGGAUAAUUAUGUAAUUAUACAUUUUCUUUUCCAGACAGACAAAUACUAUCAAGCUGCUAAAAGUUGUCCAUGGAGUUUGCAUAAUAUGAUCCAGGCAAGUCCAUGUCUUGUCUUUUAAAACUGCAAAACUGUUGACAAUGUUGUGUUUUGUUAAAAAAAAAAAAAACAACAAUAAUAAUAACAAUCAUGUGGGACCUGAUUAAAAGGAAUUUAGUUAUGUUGAGGUGAUCCCUCAGUGCUGAUCUGUAGUUUGUGGUGUAUCGGAGCGAAUUUGAUUCAAUCAUUACAACACUCAGAGUGUUGGCAGAUCAGAGGCAGCUCUGCAGAAUCAGCCCUAAGAACUGAUAUCAUGUAAAAUCUUGUACGUACAUUUUUCACUGCACAUUUGUAAAACAUGUAGCAGCAUCUGUCAUGAAUCAUCCCAGCUGUGCAUAUUGACUGUGCCUUGUUUUGUGCAAGGGCCAUCAUAUAAACUGUGGACAUCUGAUUCGUAGUUUGGAUGCCAGAUAUCAUUUCUAAAAGUACGAUGAACUGAUGAUUGUGUGCUCAUGAAGCUUAGAGAUACUGUACAAAAAUGGGGAAUAGAGUCAGAGUCCAGUCUGUGAUUCAGGCUGAAGUAUAAUGGUGAAAUCUGUAGCUUUGUGAAAGUUUAACCAAGAGAAGAUUGCAGAGACUCUAGUGUUGCAUUAGAGUUUUCAUUCUGUUUUUAUGCAAAGAAAAUGUAAUGAACUCCAUAUUAUGACCUUUUUUCUUUUAUUUACUGAAGUAGUGGCAUUAGAGGUAGUUGGCAUUCUUUACCAGGAAAUGAGCAACCAAAAAAAAACUGUUUCCACAUUCCUCAAUAGCUGAUUAUGCAUUUUCAUGCAUAUAAAUCUACUCAAAUUGAUCUGGGAUAUUUGCAGUUGACUUUCAGUACAAGCAGCUUUGAAUAACCAUCAUUGAUAACGUUUCUGCACUUAAUUAAGGUAUAAAAUAUUUCUGGUUGAUGGUAAACAAUUCAGUUUGUCCUGAUGGGGUCUUCACACUUCUCAUGACUAUAAAAGUAGCUGUCUAACUGUAGUUGUUGUUUGUUACGUACAAGUUUUGGGCAAAUGGGAAACUCAAGUACUCUAACCUUGCACCAAUUUGUGACUUCGCUGUUUACUUUAGAAUUAAGUUGCGUAGUUAAGAGGAGCAAAAAAAUAAAAAAAAUCUGAGCAAUUAGGAGGUGGGAAAAGAGUCAGUUUGCACCAAAAAGUAUGCAUUUAUUCGACUUUUUCUAUUUUUGAGAAAACUAAUAGGUAGUACUGCAUUAAAGUGCCAUUUUAAAACAGCUUGACAGGAAAAUGUGCUGCUUAUAGAACUUAUUUUUUGUUGUGAUUUGAAAAACAAUUGGGGUUUUCAGUUUUGAAAGAUCUGGCCCUACACAACUUUUCCGACUUAUUGGUUGCUGACUGUAAAUGUUUUGAAAAGUUCAGCUGUGGCCAACAAGUUUACCAACCGUCCACGCAUUGCAAAGUUUCCCUGGCAGCUGGUGUUUUUGUGUGUUUAUUAAAAGGGCAGUGAAGUUGUGCUGAAGGGCAGGAGUUCAGCAUGUGUUGAAAAAAAUGCUUUAGAAAUGUAAAUAUUGCACAUUUAUGGUCGGUUACACAAUUUCUCUCUUGAAACGAGGCAAAAAAAAUACUCAUUAAGAAGUAAACAUUGUGUAAAAGUUUGCUACUGUAUUGGAUAUGAGUGCUUUAUACAUGUCUCUUUCUACAUAUAAUGUUGCAUCUGUUACAAAAGCACUUAGACAAAUCAGUCUUUUUUAUAACUAAUAUGUUUACUGGAAUGUUGAACUAUGUAAAAACGUUGUUGUACUGCAGUUAUCCUGCGAACUCGAGGUUCCUUCCUUCUGUCAUGCUACCAUUAUUUUAAGUAUGAAAGCCAAGAGUUUAACUUUUUUUUUCUUCAGCAAGCAGUCGAUUAUGCAGGACUUCCACUUGUCUAAAAAUGUAUCAAUGAAGAACUAUUUCACAAAAGGAUAAUAGAAAAGCAAAGGUUUUUGUGGGACAUUUUGUCUUUUGUUUUCUUGUUAAUUUCAGGAGUUUUAGCUGUUUUUUUAAAUGUAUGUAAGUGUAUUUUAACGUCUACAUGUAAAUUGGUAAGUGCUGUCGUAAACUGUAAGUUUGACAACUGUGUUUCAGUUAGCGAUUUGUGUAAGAUUCAAAAAUAUCACGCUGAGAGAAAAUCGAAAUUUGCAUCUCAUAGAAAAUACGAUUAUAUCAUUGAUUUUUACAUCAACCUGCCAGACUUAAUGCAGGUUGUAAAAAAAAAAAAAAAGAGCAGCUUCAUGGGUCGACAAUUUGUUGAUUGAAAACGGUGUUGUAGAGUUCUGUUUUAGUGAACUGAGAUGAAAAAGUAACACUUUAAAUACAUGUUUGCCUUUUUGUAUACUUUAUUGCUUGAUGUAUUGUGACACCUACGCUGUCAGUGAGACAUGGUCAUUGCUUUCAUUCCUAGUUGGCACCUUAUUGUACUGUUAAGUCAUUACACUGUUAGCCUGUACAAAAUUACAUUUUAAUUUGACACAUACGUUAACAGAUAAUCUUUACGUUUUUAAGAAAAUUUGCCUUCUUGGUUGGCCUCCCUAUAAACAUAAGCUAACCUACUGUUUAAUCUAGAAUUUGUGACAUUAUGGAAUCAAUAGUAAAGUCAUUUAAGUAUGGCUACAGAGUUUAAAAUGACCACUGAUGGUUGAAUUUCAAAUGUGAUCACCAUCACCUCUAGUCAUGAAAAUAGGUAUCUUUGAUGUCCUUUUGAAAAACAGAGUUGUAGAGGUGAUGAAGCAAAAGAGAUGUCUUCAAAAAUAGCUACCAUGUCUCACACCAAGGCCUGUUAGGAUUUACAAUGGUGCUGUCUGCUAAAACUUGUAUUAACAGUUCAUGUGAAUCUCUGAAAAUGCACUGACUGUAUUACCCCUCUAUUAAUAUGCCAGUUUUUUGUUUUUUUUUAAAUAUGUGAAAGGCCUAAAUUUAUUAUCAAAGUCACUGCCUUACGCCCUCUAGCUUGAAAAGCCGGGCUUUGUUGAUAUGCCAAAACUGAAGGAUUUCUGUGUUUUUUCUGUAUAACUCACGUAGUGUAACCAUGAGGUGACUAAGUGUUUGUCUCUUUACUGUUGAAGACUAUAAGGAUUGUAUAGUAUGUUCAGUUGUUGUAUACUGAAUAAAAACAAGAUGAAAUUCA